Messenger RNA from Larimichthys crocea (large yellow croaker), 1007 nucleotides. RefSeq names its product troponin C, skeletal muscle. Gene Ontology annotation, cellular component: myosin II complex. Lineage: Eukaryota; Metazoa; Chordata; Actinopteri; Sciaenidae. The record is from RefSeq and is a predicted model, not a curated record. The transcript has 6 exons. Gene Ontology annotation, molecular function: calcium ion binding. Bases 127 to 612 code for a protein of 161 amino acids.
GGAUGACAGGGUACUUAUGGGGGGGAGUAAAGCCACAGUGCUACCUGAACUGUGUAGCAGGGAGCCUUUCUUUCCCAGUCGUCUGUCAUUUUUACUGGUGUCUGUUGUUCAGCACAGCCGGCCGCCAUGCCUACUGACGCCCAAAGCGAUGCCCGCUCCUUCCUGACGGAGGAGAUGAUUGCAGAGUUCAAAGCCGCCUUUGACAUGUUUGAUACUGAUGGUGGCGGUGAUAUCAGCACCAAGGAGUUGGGUACCGUGAUGAGGAUGCUGGGCCAGAACCCAUCAAGAGAGGAGUUGGAUGCCAUCAUUGAGGAGGUUGAUGAGGAUGGCAGCGGUACCAUCGACUUCGAGGAGUUCUUGGUCAUGAUGGUGCAACAACUAAAGGAGGACCAGGCUGGAAAGACUGAAGAAGAGCUUUCAGAAUGCUUCCGUAUUUUUGACAAGAAUGGAGAUGGUUUUAUCGACCGUGAGGAGUUUGGAGAUAUCCUCCAUCUCACUGGGGAAAAUGUCACAGAGGACGAUAUUGAUGAGAUGUUUGGGGACUCAGACACAAACAAAGAUGGAAAGAUUGAUUUUGAUGAGUUUCUGAAGAUGAUGGAGAACGUCCAGUGAUGAGACCCUACAUUCCUUGGUGACCCUUCCACAGAAAGAAUACAAAGCAUGCUGUCUGAUAGACGUCUCUUCUGUAUAAUUGGAUCCAAAAAUGGAUACAAGUCAAAUACCUUUACCCCCUGCCACCCUCUCCCCCCUUCUCAUGUAUGAGACCCUGGGGCCUGGUGAGGAUAUCUAUAAAUAUCUGUUCAAACCUUUUAAGACGAAGACACUUUCCCCGGGGCCGCCUCCUUCAGCCGGCCACCCAGCUGUCUCCUUGGCAGCUGCUGUUCCUCCAGAAAUGCUACACCACCUAGCUUUAACCCCCCCUCCCCUCCUUACGCUCCUCCUCAAAACUAAAUAUCCUCUCCACCCUGUUCUAUGCUUUCUAAAUAAAUCCACUUUCUCCUUGUUCA